Messenger RNA from Pelagomonas calceolata, 577 nucleotides. Lineage: Eukaryota; Pelagophyceae; Pelagomonadales; Pelagomonadaceae. The record is from the annotation of a GenBank genome assembly.
CUCAAUCAACUACUUGUCGCUCACCGUGACGGACUGCGUGCGCAGCGUGUAGUCCGGCGCGACGCCGAUCGCCUCGAGCGUCGCCGCGUCAUCAUCAAGUUUCUUGCCGCGGAAGGAGAGGUGCUGCUUCUUGGCCUCGAUAACCUUGGAAUAUGGCCUGUGUGGAAGUCACGCAGUGACUGAGGUUAUCGAGCCGACGCGGUCGCGGGGACAACGUCGCGUCGAUGGCGUGGGGUGCCUGAAAUUUGAUUCCCACGCGCCGAAGUCCGCAUGGCCUGCUCGAUCUUGGACUUGAGCUGGAGGACCUGCGCGCGUUUUCUUCGCGGUCGUCGCGGCGGGCGCGUGCGGUGCGGCUCCGUCCAAAAUCCGCGAGAGACGGCGCGACCGAGCGCGCGCGGUGUCGUCGCGACCGGGCGACGGUCCUGCGGCGCCUCAUCUCCCCCAUCGACGCGGCGGCGGGGCGUGCGGGGCUGCAGCAGCCCCUUUCUACUGUAAUGCUACGCCGCAACUGCACCGUGUCACCCAGUGUGACCUCCACCUCGUGCACGGGCCCGCUCGGGUGUUCGUAGGCAAAUAA